AUGUUUAGUUUCUUAUACAAACGACGGGAUCAUGGUAAAUUUUUCUUGCAACCUGGUAAUGGCGAAUAUGGUGAGAUUCGAAUUAUUGUAACUACACAGUAUCGACCAACAACGAACUUUCCCUCAAUUAUAAAGUACAAGUAUUUGUUUGACCCCAUGCCGAUUAAUGAAUCUGUAAAUCUAUUGAAUAAAGUUAGCAAUAUACAGAACGAUGACAAGAAUGCUAGUCGCCUUGCAGAGGCGUUGGGUGGACUGCCAAAAUCACUUGCUGAUGCUGCAUGUUAUAUUCAAGCCGACAGACGAUUCAACUCUACUUAUUAUUUCUACUUAAAGCAGUUAGAAUUGAACCAGAAGAAAUAUGAGAACGACGUAAAUUUCACUUGGGCUAAAGGUGUAGAGGAAGGUUUGAGUUAUAAUUUGACAACAUAUACUGCAUCAAUCAUGCUAAUUCAGCAACAUAUCAGCAAUGGCAGUUCGGAUGAUCAUUUUUACUUAGAUCUUGCAUGCUUUGUUGGAUACUGUGGUUCUUCUGUUAUUUCAAUUAAAUUUCUUGAAAACUAUGUUGGGCUUAAUGACGAUUUGAAAGAUUACACAGAAACACAAAUAAAGAUAUUAGUACGACAGACCUCGAUAUAUACGAAGUGA
Paramuricea clavata is the source of this 645-nucleotide messenger RNA. The record is from the annotation of a GenBank genome assembly. NCBI's taxonomy places the organism in Eukaryota, Metazoa, Cnidaria, Anthozoa, Malacalcyonacea, Plexauridae.